AUGGGUAAUUGUUGUUCAGAAGAUUGUGUAAAAGAUGUAUUUAAUAUGUAUGCUCCAGGUGACAUACGUAAGCCAGAAGCUUUUGGUAAACCAAUUAUUGUUCCUGAAAACAAAAAAUCUAAUGAUGAUAUCAAGAAAUUCCCUGGAUUCGAACAGAUCAAUGAUGAUUCUGAUCCAGACGCAGUUUAUUAUAAUCCUGGAGAAAUAAAUAGCGAUGAUUCAAACAUGGCCUGA
This is a messenger RNA of Trichomonas vaginalis G3, 234 nucleotides long. RefSeq lists its product as uncharacterized. The record is from RefSeq and is a predicted model, not a curated record. Bases 1 to 234 code for a protein of 77 amino acids. NCBI's taxonomy places the organism in Eukaryota, Parabasalia, Trichomonadida, Trichomonadidae. The transcript has a single exon.